Varanus komodoensis (Komodo dragon) is the source of this 1992-nucleotide messenger RNA. RefSeq names its product beaded filament structural protein 1 (gene BFSP1). Gene Ontology annotation, molecular function: structural constituent of eye lens. Gene Ontology annotation, cellular component: intermediate filament; cytoplasm. The transcript has 8 exons. The record is from RefSeq and is a predicted model, not a curated record. Lineage: Eukaryota; Metazoa; Chordata; Lepidosauria; Squamata; Varanidae. The coding region runs from base 1 to 1992 and encodes 663 amino acids. Gene Ontology annotation, biological process: lens fiber cell development.
AUGUACAGGAGUAGCUACCUGCGUGAAAUUCGCAAGGAGAAGUAUGAAAGGUCGGAUGCUUAUGAGGAACUGCCAGAAUCGCCAGAAUUUGGCAGCCUGGCUCAAGCCCAAGGCCUGGAAAACCUGCAGGAGCUCAACGAGCGGUUCACCAACUACAUCAACCGGGCUCGGGUACUUGAACAACGCAAUGCCAUCUUCCGCAAGCAGCUGGAAACCUUUCAGCGCAUGGAUGAGCUGGCUGGGCUGGAAGAGGUGUUUGCUGCUCAGGUUGAUCUCAAUCGCCAGCGUGUUCGCGAACUGGCCUCGGACAGAGCAAAGCUGGAACGUGAAGAGAAGGAUGCUCAGCGCAUGCUGGAUGAAUUCCGUAACAAAUACCGAAAUGAAUGUGAGUACCAGCAGAUGCUGAAAGCUACUCUCGAGCGGCUUAACAAGGAAGCUGAUGAAGCUUUGCUGUGCAAUUUGGAAUUACAGAUUGAAUCCCAGUUCUUGCAGGAUGAUGUUAAUGCCACGAAGGACAGAUACAAGAAGAACCUCAUGGAAAUACAGACCUACGUCAGCAUUUUACAACAGAUCAUGCAAACCACGCCCCGGGUGUCCACCAUGGCAGCUGGAGUCAGUGAGGAGAAGCUGAUAACCGAAAGGAGGAUACCAAUUCUUCAGGGCCAGUUAGAAGAGUACAAGAGCAUCCUUUGCCAGCUCCAGGCUCAGAAAGUGAAACUGCAGACAGAGACAACGAUGCUGGAACAGACUAUUAAGCAUACCCAGGAGAGCUACGAUGACGAGAUCCAGCUGUAUAACGAGCAAAUUGACACUCUGAGGAAGGGCAUAGAAGAUGCAGAGAGGACCUUGGAAAAAUACACCAGUGACUGCCGCCAGCUCUCCAUCUAUAAGCAGUCCCUGGAGAGUGAGCUGGAGCGCUACAAACGCAUUAUUGAAAAUGAAGAUAGCAGGUUGAAUUCUGCCAUUGUUGGAACCCCUGUAACCCUCUUCACACAGACUUACAGACCCUCGCAAAUUCCAGCCCCGAGAGGGAGAGACAUCACACUGGUCAUCCAAGACUUUGCUAGUGCAAAGGUGAGACAAAGAAGUCUGCCCAAAAAAAUGUUGCGGAGGAAGGAGAUCACAUCCAGGGACCUUGGCAAUGGUGCCUCCUCAUCAGAAAAAAUGUAUGACCGACCUCUCGAAGGCUUUGAUAAAGAUCAGCUGGAUAUCAAACAUGAGGGAUUUGUGGUAACCAGUGAACAUGGGCAUGAUGAUGUAGUGGGAGAAAUCGAGAGAGAGAGAGCUGAGGAGGACGUGCCAGAUGGCGCCCAGAUAAGCAAAGCUUUUGAUAAACUGUGCAAUAUAGUGAGAGAGAGAAUUAGAGGCUACCAGAGACCAGAACCCAAGACUGACUUUUAUACUAAAGGACGUUAUGUACUUGUCACAGGAGAGGGAAGCUACGAAGACCCCAACUUCCUUUCUUCAUCCUUUCCUUCUGGAGGUGAGAUCACAGUUUCUGAUAGCGAAGGAAAGAUGCCAGGUGGGGAUGACAUAGAGCCGAUCCCGGAGCUGCCCAAACCAUCUGAGCAUGACAAAAAUCAAUUUGAGGUGCAAGAGUGGUCCAAGGUGCAAGAAGACAUAACAUACGAAUACAGAUCAGAAGCCAAAGAGAAGGAAGAUGUAUCCAAACAGUGGAGAAAGCCUGCAGAAGAAGAUGAAGGGCCCUCCAAAGAGACAAGCCUUGUGGCACCUGAAUCAGCUCCUACAGCAGAUCUGAGUGACCGAACAGAAGCAGGGAUUUACACAGACCAAGAGUCUGGCAGGCAAACCGCCCUGCCUUUCAAAGAACUGAGCCCUCCAAGCACCAUGAGUUACGAGAAGGUAGAAGUGGUGGAAUCCAUCGAGAAGUUCUCUGAUGACAAAAUUCAGACUUAUGAAGAAACUGCAAUGAUUGUGGAGACCAUGAUUGAGAAGACCAGCAAAAAGAAACUGGGAGACAAGAGCUGUUAA